AUGGCGGUUGACUCUCCCAGAAGCUCUAAGCGCAAGGCCUCGGAGGAGGCCGCUUCCCCGGACUCUCAGCUGCAACACAGCAAGAAAGCGCGAACAGAUUCCCCCGAGAAAGAGGAAGAUGGCGCUCUGCGAAAACCACCACUGCGGAUCGUCCCUUUUCCCGAGAAGCCCGCCGUCCUCGAGGAGCGCCGGGGUGACAUCGAGUUUCGAGUCGUCAAUAACGAUGGGUCACACGACAGCUUCAUUGUCCUCACGGGACUGAAGUGUAUCUUCCAGAAACAACUCCCGAAAAUGCCCAAGGAUUAUAUUGCCCGACUCGUCUACGACCGAUCACAUUUGUCGAUUGCAAUUAUCAAGCACCCACUAGAAGUUGUUGGAGGGAUCACAUAUCGACCAUUCAAUAGCCGCAAGUUUGCGGAAAUCGUGUUCUGUGCGAUUUCAUCCGAUCAGCAGGUCAAGGGCUAUGGUGCACACUUGAUGUCUCACUUGAAGGACUACGUGAAGGCCACGUCCCCGAUCAUGCACUUCCUGACCUACGCAGACAAUUACGCCAUUGGAUAUUUCCAAAAGCAAGGAUUCACCAAACAGAUCAAUCUGGACCGGUCCAUCUGGAUGGGAUACAUUAAAGAUUACGAGGGCGGCACCAUCAUGCAGUGCACCAUGCUCCCCAAGAUCCGGUACCUCGAAGUGGGUCGUAUGCUACUCAAGCAAAAGGAGACCGUGCGUGCCAAGAUUCGCGCAUUCAGCCGUUCCCAUAUCAUCCACCCGCCGCCCAAGGAGUGGAAGGGCGGAGUGGUCCCAAUCGAUCCACUGAUCAUUCCCGCGAUCAAGGAGUCCGGAUGGUCACCGGAUAUGGAUGAAUUGGCGCGCCAGCCCCGUCAUGGACCGAACUUCAACCAGCUGUUGCAUCUGUUGAACGACAUGCAGAACCACAGCGCCGCCUGGCCAUUUACGCAGCCGGUCAACCGCGACGAAGUGCCGGAUUACUACGAGGUGAUCCUGGAGCCGAUGGAUCUGUCCACAAUGGAGGAGAAGCACGAGAAAGACAUGUAUCCGACGCCGCAGGAUUUCAUCAAAGAUGCCUCGUUGAUCUUUGAUAACUGCCGGCGGUACAACAACGAGACUACGCCGUAUGCGAAGAGCGCGAACAAGCUGGAGAAGUUUAUGUACCAGCAAAUCCGCAAUAUUCCUGAGUGGUCGCACCUGGCGGACGGGCAUUGA
Messenger RNA from Penicillium riverlandense, 1221 nucleotides. RefSeq names its product histone acetyltransferase GCN5 (gene gcnE). Gene Ontology annotation, cellular component: histone acetyltransferase complex. The record is from RefSeq and is a predicted model, not a curated record. The transcript has 7 exons. The coding region runs from base 1 to 1221 and encodes 406 amino acids. Gene Ontology annotation, biological process: positive regulation of transcription by RNA polymerase II; chromatin remodeling. NCBI's taxonomy places the organism in Eukaryota, Fungi, Ascomycota, Eurotiomycetes, Eurotiales, Aspergillaceae. Gene Ontology annotation, molecular function: protein binding; histone H3 acetyltransferase activity.